Aureococcus anophagefferens is the source of this 3177-nucleotide messenger RNA. RefSeq lists its product as hypothetical. The transcript has a single exon. The record is from RefSeq and is a predicted model, not a curated record. Gene Ontology annotation, molecular function: glycosyltransferase activity. The coding region runs from base 1 to 3177 and encodes 1058 amino acids. Lineage: Eukaryota; Pelagophyceae; Pelagomonadales; Pelagomonadaceae.
AUGCCGAGGGGCUGCCCUUGGCGCAGCGCGAUGCGCGCGCUCGUCGUAGCGCUCGUCGCGCACGCGUGCCGCGCGCAACGCUGCCGCACGCCGCCGGACGGCGCCGCGUUCGCGCGGGCGGCGCGCUGGUCGCUGCAGAACGGCACGUCGUGCUUCGGCGUCGCACCCCGCGACCUCUGGGCCUGCGAGGAGGCGGUCCAGAGAGCGCUCGACCCCACAAACCUCCCACCCGAGGACGGCUGCGCCGUCGCCGGCCCGAAGACGACGGCCCUGCGCACGGGCAGCCGCGACACGGUGCCGAACGCGCAGACCUGGUCGUCGCUGCGCUGGGCGAGCUACGAGGGGCGCGCGUUCGUCGUCCACGACCCGGCCGCGGCCCUCUUCCGCGGCGCGGUCUGCGAUGCGCCGGGCGCGUGCCGCGACGGCGCGCCGCCGCGGAUCCUCGGCGCGAGCAAGUGGGGCCUCUUCUGGCACGACGGCGCGGACGCGACGGCGGCGGCGGCGACCGCGGAGCCCUACGAGCGCCGGCGCUGCGACCGCGCGUUCGGCGAGCGGACCUACGUCCUCAACAUCCUCACCUGGCAGGUCGGCCACCUCAUCCUCGACAUCCUCGAGCCGCUCUACCACGCGCUGGCCCGCGACGGCGGCGGCGCGCCGGACCCGGCGCGGACCCGUCUGAUCUUCGACGUCGCGAACGAGGACGAGCGCGCGGUCCUGGGCGACAACAUCGCGCGCACGGUCUACGGCGAGACGCCCUACGCGCUCCUGCGGCGCUUCACGGCGCACCCGAUCCACACGCGCGCCGCGCUCGACGGGCUCGAGGGGCGGUCGUGCUUCGCCGCCGUACACGUCGAGCUCGACGUCGCCGAGUCCUACUACGCCCUCGGCCACGACGCCGCCGCGGCCCGCGCGGCGGACCCCGGCGCGCCGCACCCGCGGGCCGUCGCGCCGGAGGAGCGGUCGCGCUACCGCGCCUUCCGCGACUUCCUCGGCGCGCCCGCGGCGGCGCCCGCGGCGGCGCGGCGCGCGGUCGUCUUCGUCCGCCGCGCGUCGACGCGGCGCCUGACGAACUUCGACGCCCUCGCCGGCAGGGCGCGGGCGCGCGCCGACGCCGCGGGCCUCGACUUCGUCGCCGUGGCCCUCGAGGAGCUGCCCUUCGACGAGCAGCGCGCGCUCUUUGCGCGCUGCGCGGUCCUCGUCGCCCAGUACGGCAGCGCGCUGCACAACGUCAUCUUCCUCCCGCCCGGGGCCGCCGUCGUGCUCCUGCCCAUGCCCAAGUGGUGCGGCGAGGCCUGGCACUUCGAGCGGCAGGCCGCGCUCAGCGGCGCGUCGUCCGUGACCGUCUGCGCGGGCGCGGGCGCGGACGACGGCGCGCGGUUCCGCUGGGCGCACCGCGCCUGGCUCCAGGGGCCCUGGGCGACGAAGGACGCGGACUUCGCCGUCGACGCGGACCGCUUCGACGCGGGGGUCGCGGCGGCGCUCGGCGCCGUCGGGGGGCCGCCGGCGAGCGCCACCGUCGCCGCGGACGAUGAAAACGUCCAUCGCUGCCCGACGCGGACGGCCCUCGCGACGCCGCGCGUCCACGUGAGCGACGUCGUCAUCGAGGCCGCGCCCGACGGCGCGAACGCGCUCGUGAAGCUCGUCGCCGAGGUCGUCCUGCGCGACGCGGGCGCGGCCGAGGAGGACCGGUCCGCGUUUUUUGAACUUCUCGACGCGGACGCGCUCGAGCUCUGCGUCGCGGAGGUCGACGCGUUGGACGCCGCCGCGUGCUUCCGCGCGAGCGCCUUCAACGAGUUCUCCACGCUCGACGUGACCGUGCCCUGGGGCGAGCGUCUCGCGGUCGCGGUCUGGCUGCGGGGCGCCGGGGGCGCCGCCGCGGACGUCGACCUCCGCCGGCGCCUGCUCCAGCAGGGGCUGCCGGCGGUGCGCACGCACGUCACGUUGGACGUCGACGGCGCCUACGGCGGCCUCGGGGUGUCGACGGUCACGCACAAGCAGGCGCCCGCGCCGCACCGCGCGCCGCCGCCGGCCGCGGCCGCGGGCGCCGGCACGUUCGAGGUCCGCGACUGGCGCCUCUUCGCCGAGACCUGCGACGUGCUGGAGGUGCCCGUGCAGAUCGACGGCCGGCCCGUGGUCCUGGCGGGGACGCUGGGCCACGCGACGGCGCUCCAGGGCGAGCUGUCCGCGUUCUGCGGCGAACACGCGCUCAACCCCGCGGCGUGCGCGGCCCUCGACGUCGAGGUGCGGCGGCGCGUCGCGCGGCUCGCGGCGGCGAAGCGCCGGGGCCUGCCCGCGGUCCAGCGCCUGCCGACGGCGCGCCGGCCGUUCCUGUUCCUCCACCACGAGAAGACGGCGGGCUCGUCGCUGCGGCGCCACGUCGUCGACGCCGCGCGCGCGCGCGGCCUGGCCUUCUACGUGCCCUGCUACGACGCCGCGGGCACCUACUGGGAGGACUACCGCUGCUACGCCUUCGACGUCGCGAACGCGUCCGCGGCCAACGGCGGGCCGAACGCCGAGCUCGCGGUGCUCGCGGGCCACUUCGAGUGGGGCGUCUGGGACGACCUCGAGUCCUACGACGCGGCGGCGCCGCCGCCCUGCUUCACCAUGGUGCGCCACCCCGUGGACCGCGCCGUGUCGCUCUACUACGAGCGCGUCUACCAGCGCGACGACAUCGGCGGCGCGCGCGUCAACGACCUGCCGCUCGGCGAGUUCGAGUGGCUCCUGCGGGCCUUCAAGGGCUCGGCCUUCAGCCGCUACCGCGACGAGGGCUUCUGCGACGCCAUGUGCAAGAACACGCUGGGCCUGAGCCUCCACCGCGGCCGCCUGCCCGAGGACGUCGACGCGCGCCGCGCCGCGGAGCCCGCGCUCUUCGCGGCCUACGAGGCCGACCUCGACGCGGGCCUCGCCGUCGACCGCCUGCGCCACUGCGUCGUCGGCCUCCAGGACGACUGGGCCGGGUCGAAGCGGUCCCUGGCCCACUGGUUCCCCUGGAUCGCCAGCAUCGACGACGCGCGGCGCAACGCGGGCCUCGGCGCGGCGGCCGAGACGCGCGACACGCUCCGGCCCGACCUCCGCGCGGCCCUCGAGGCCUGCAACGCCUGCGACCUCGCGCUCUACGACGCCGCCGCGGAGCGCCACGCGGCCCAGCUGCGCUACCUCGACGGGCUGGGUUCGUAA